AUGGCUCCGCCCGAGAGUCCCGGCCACCAGCUGCCAAGACUCUGCGCACAGACCAGCAUGGUCAACGGUAUCAAGUCCGCCGCUAGCAACUUUCUUCGCUCCGCGGGCGCCAAAGAAGCUAUCUCACGAACCUCCCACGUCUUCGACCCCGCGAAGCAAUCAAAGCGCUUCAAGCUUCUCACUUAG
Messenger RNA from Penicillium diatomitis, 186 nucleotides. RefSeq lists its product as uncharacterized. The record is from RefSeq and is a predicted model, not a curated record. The coding region runs from base 1 to 186 and encodes 61 amino acids. Lineage: Eukaryota; Fungi; Ascomycota; Eurotiomycetes; Eurotiales; Aspergillaceae. The transcript has a single exon.